CAUGCACGCGCACAGAUAUUGCGCCUUGGUACUUCGAGGCAAACAGAAAGUCCAGCAGCAGUAUCAGUAUCAGUAGACCUGCUUGUUUUUUAACCCUCACUGCCAGUCUUCGGGCUUUUCCACCACUGAACCGUCGCUAUGUCUCUGCCCGCCGUCUCCAGGUUGUUCAGGAGCGCGCUGAGGACUCAGAUGGUCCCUGUGGCCAACUGGUCCGCCAAACCUGCCAAACACCACAUUUCUGCAGGGGAGCAGGCGAUAGUUUUGAUAGGCAUGUUUACUGUCAUCCUGGGCCCCUCCGGCUGGAUACUGGCCCACCUGGAGGACUACAAGAAGAAGCAGUAAAAGAGGAGAAAGGAGGAGGAGGAGGAGGAAGAAGAAGAGGGAGAACAGAGAAUCCUUCAGAUGAAGAUGCAGAUCAGCUGACCAGUCAGCCCUCUCUCCCUGCAGCUCUCUCGCUCUGCUCCAUCUUUCUUCAGCUGAUGAGACCACAUGCCGGUUUCCAAAACUUGUGAUCUGUGACCAUGUACAACUGUGCACCUAUCAACUUCUUACCAAUAAAUACACUUUCAGUAUGUUGAAAA
This is a messenger RNA of Centropristis striata (black sea bass), 581 nucleotides long. Its product is annotated as cytochrome c oxidase subunit 8B, mitochondrial. Gene Ontology annotation, biological process: mitochondrial electron transport, cytochrome c to oxygen. Gene Ontology annotation, cellular component: mitochondrion. Bases 139 to 342 code for a protein of 67 amino acids. The record is from RefSeq and is a predicted model, not a curated record. The transcript has 2 exons. Lineage: Eukaryota; Metazoa; Chordata; Actinopteri; Perciformes; Serranidae.